Messenger RNA from Austrofundulus limnaeus, 2781 nucleotides. RefSeq names its product HMG-box transcription factor 1 (gene hbp1). The record is from RefSeq and is a predicted model, not a curated record. Lineage: Eukaryota; Metazoa; Chordata; Actinopteri; Cyprinodontiformes; Rivulidae. Gene Ontology annotation, cellular component: nucleus. Gene Ontology annotation, molecular function: RNA polymerase II cis-regulatory region sequence-specific DNA binding; RNA binding; DNA-binding transcription factor activity, RNA polymerase II-specific. The transcript has 11 exons. Bases 515 to 1915 code for a protein of 466 amino acids. Gene Ontology annotation, biological process: regulation of transcription by RNA polymerase II.
AAUGGCACAAACUAAUUUUUGUCACGAGCUUCGUGCCAUCCGUGUAUUUUUACUUCCAUUCUGAUGUUUCGGUGCGGUUGUCAUGAUUUUAUUCAAUGCCAAAUGAAAGGUUGAGGUCGACAAUGGUUUUUUUUCGCUGUGACGUUCGAUGUUUUGACGAUAAGAAACCCACCCGAGAACACUUUUUUUUGUCAUAAAACAAGUUCUUUAAUUGGCGAAAUUUGCCGUACUUGACGCGAAAAUGUGUUUUAAAGGCUUUCGAGUCAUUCAUUUUGAACGGAGCAGAGGGGUUGCGUCAUGCCCGAACUUGUUGACAUUCUUUUGUUUACAGUGUUAGACCCGACAGGCUGUGGGUUCGAGCAGAAAGCUGUUCUGCUGCUUGUAAGAAGAAGUGACAAAGUAGGCCUUUCAGCUCUGCUUUUACAGCUGAGUCCAAGUUUGAUGAUGGAAGCAAAGUAAGCUGCACAUUGACGAGUGUUUACGUAAGAAAAGGAAACAAAAGAACAUUGCAAGAAUGGAUGAGUCAUUUGAUCCACUCAAGUGUAACGAGGACUUGCCUUCCUCACCAGGGUGCCACAUGGAGUAUGAUGACUUGCCUGAGCUGCAGGAGGUGGAGGAGGACCAGAGGUCUCAGGGGUUGUUUCGGGUGGGAGCUGUAUCUCACCAGGAGCUCAGCUGCUCGCCUAACACCAACUGGCUUGCUGAGUUAGCCAACAUCGCCACCAGUCCUCAGAGCCCUCUGCUGAAGGAUGCCCCGCACAAGAGGUUGGCCCAAUAUCCUCUGAAUCAGCUAAGCCUAACAAAAAUUGUAUCAUCUCCAGUUCACAUCUUUGGCAGCAGCAACAGUUUACAUUCCUAUGCCCGGCCACCGUUAGCCAGCAGUGCACCCAACCCUUCCAGGGGCCACCUCAGGGAGCGCAGGCGUGUCAGGGCCAGCAGUGAAUCAGAGUCUGGUGUUUUCUCAAUGUCCUCGUCGUUUUCUGAUGAUGAAGACAUGGCGUGGUCUCAUUCCUGGCCCUCCACUGCCUGGCACUGCUUCCUCAAAGGAACUCGCCUGCGUUUCCACCGAGGUCCAAAUGUGGAAUGGCAGGAAGCUGAUGAACUGGGGGAUUCGGAUGAUGACUCGGAUGAUGAAACCAUGAUACAAUCCUCAUUUUCUCUCAAGAGAUAUGGUUCAGAUGGACUUAAACUUGUGAACCAUGAAGAAACAAUUUCUUUUGGUCAGGCAAUUCUUAAACUGACCUUUGACCCAGGCUCGCCAGAUAAAGGGCUUCUAACUGCAGAAUGCCGAUUGGAUCAUCCAUUUUUUGUCAAAAACAAAGGGUGGUCUUCCUUUUACCCGAGCCUUACUGUGGUGCACCAUGGGAUUCCCUGCUAUGAGAUGAAGCUGGGAGAUGUGUGCCUGCCACCCAACCACCCAGAUGCUAUUAACUGUGAUGACUCAGUUGUUUUUGACACUUUCAGAAGCUACGACUUCACCCCGCUUGAUUCCUCAGCUGUGUAUGUUCUCAGCAACAUGGCUCGUCAGCGCAGAGCCUCCCUGUCCAGCGGGGGUGCUGUCAGUCCAGACUGUGAUAAAUUGGAGCACUCCGGCUCCCCGCAAUCCUCCAGUAUCAGAUCAAACAGGAGCCAUAAUUCAGGGACUGCCAUCGGUGCCACACCUACAAAAUGCAAGCGGCCAAUGAAUGCCUUCAUGCUAUUUGCUAAGAAGUACAGAGUGGAGUACACACAGAUGUAUCCAGGAAAGGACAAUAGAGCCAUUAGUGUCAUCCUGGGUGACAAGUGGAAGAAGAUGAAGAAUGAAGAGAGGAGAAUGUACACCAUGGAGGCCAAGGCUUUGGCCGAGGAGCAGAAAAGACUCAAUCCUGACUGCUGGAAGCGUAAACGAACCAACUCAGGUUCCCAGCAGACCUAAACCCCUCACCAGAACCCCCAGCAGCUGGUGUGUUUUUUUUUUUUUAGCAUGGAGAGGGUGCUGAAGUUGACAGACCGCUUGAUGCCUCUUUGCUCUCCUGUAUUCUUGAGAUCCAAAUGUGAUGCUGAACUCACUCGCUUUUGUAAACUUUACAUAUUUUACUUUACAUAGUGACAAAACAGAAUUAUUGCGAAAAAAAAACAUAUACAAGAAAUGUAAUCUAGUCACUAACCGUGCAUAUAUUUUCUUAUACCUUUAAUGUCAAAGAUGUCUUAUUCCCAAAACGUUGGGAAAACGUCUCAUGUAUUUCAGGUCAUUUUUUUCUUUUUCCUUUUCUUUUUUGUUCAGUGGUGAAAAAACAAAGAGAGGUGCUGUGCUUUAGGACAGAAAGAUGAGCUAACAUCUGUUUGUAAUAGGAAACAGGCAAAUUUAGAUAACUUUUUACUCUUCUUCAUAUUGAUAUUUGUAAGAUUUAGUAUAUUGCACAGAUUGGUAAUCCAUACAGUUUGUAUCCUACCACUGUACUAUGGCUCAGAGUUUAUAAGCAAACCCAUCCAACCACCAAUAUCUUUAUUGGUGGUCAGGCACAGGCACGUCAGGCCUCAGUGGUUACUUCUUCUGCACUUUAUAUAAAUAAUGUAAUCUGGUCCUAUACAACCAUUGUAUACUGGUGAAACAGUUUGUAUAUUACAUCUAGUAUUUUCCUAGUUACCCAUUUGUCACAAUCAUGGCACAGCAGCUGUGCUUUGCUUUCAGGUUGCUUUUGAAUUUUAAGUACUUUGUUCAUAAUGUACAGUUUUCAAUGCACCAAUGUCUUGCACAAAUUAUCCUUGUAUUAUAUUAUAAAUAAUUUUUUAAACUUCUCA